This is a messenger RNA of Hippocampus comes (tiger tail seahorse), 2902 nucleotides long. RefSeq names its product calpain-1 catalytic subunit-like. Gene Ontology annotation, biological process: proteolysis. Lineage: Eukaryota; Metazoa; Chordata; Actinopteri; Syngnathiformes; Syngnathidae. The record is from RefSeq and is a predicted model, not a curated record. Bases 83 to 2167 code for a protein of 694 amino acids. Gene Ontology annotation, cellular component: cytoplasm. Gene Ontology annotation, molecular function: calcium ion binding; calcium-dependent cysteine-type endopeptidase activity. The transcript is spliced from 22 exons.
ACAACACAACACAACACAACACAACACAACACAACACAACUCUACACACAACCUCUCUUCCCUGAGCUAAGUCACUCGCAAAAUGCCUCCUCCAGGCGUGUGUAUGAGCAUCAUAAAUGCACGUCACAAAGGAGAUGGUUAUGGGACCGUCGACAAUCCCGAGGUGUUCUUCAAACAAGAGUACAAAAGACUGAAAGAGUUUUGCAUCGACCGGCAAGUUCGCUACAUCGAUGAAAUGUUCCCGCCCGACAGACGAUCCAUUGGCAAUGGCAUACUGAAACCUGAUGACCUGAAACAAGUGCAAUGGCAUAGACCAGGGAAAUUGGUUCCCAAUCCAUCUUUUGUCGUCGAUGGCAUCUCAAGGUUUGACUUUGGUCAAGGCAUGGUUGGAAACUGCUGGUUUCUCGCAUCUUUGGGUGCACUGACAUUCCAGAAAGUUGUUUUUCAGCAUGUUGUGCCUCUUGAACAAAACUUUGUGAAGGACUACUGUGGACUGUUUCAUUUUCGGUUCUGGAGAUUUGGCAGAUGGGUAGAUGUUGUCAUCGAUGACAAGCUCCCAACAAUCAAUGGCAACCUGCUUUUUGUGAGGUCCAAAGACCCAACAGAAUUUUGGCCUGCUUUGUUGGAGAAAGCUUAUGCUAAAGUGUGUGGUUCCUAUUCAGACAUGAGUUCUGGAACACCCGAUGAGGCGUUGGUGGACUUCACAGGUGGUGUUCACAUUUGUAUCAAGCUGUCAGAUCCUCCGCAAGACCUUUGGGAGCUUAUAUGCAGAGCCGGACAAUCCAAAUCACUGAUGGGAUGUGGCACUCCUCAAGGGGAGACACCGGCCAACACUGUUCUGCCAAAUGGAUUGGUCCAAGGUCACGCAUACACAGUCACAGGGGUCAGAGAGAUAAUGAGCCGGGGCCAAGCAGUAUGUCUGGUGCGUUUGUUAAACCCCUGGGGCAGGGGGGAGUGGAAUGGAGACUGGAGUGAUCGGUCACCUUUGUGGGAAACUGUGAGCCCACAAGAUCGAGCUCUGUGUCUUUCUGUGGUUGACAAUGGGGAGUUUUGGAUGAGCCUGGGCGAAUUUUGUAGAUUUUAUAGUGAUCUUGACAUCUGCUGUAUGUGUCCCGACUUCCUCGAUGGAAACUCGUCCUGCCAUUGGAAGACGUCCUACUAUGAGGGGAGAUGGCUUGCUGGGAAAACAGCUGGAGGAUGCUUGAAUAAUCGUGAGCAGAACUUCUGGACUAAUCCACAGUAUCGAGUCCGUGUUGGCCAACUUCACAGUGAAUGUGCUUCCAAACGUGGGGAAAAAAACAUGCUGGUGUCGCUCAUGCAAAAGCCGGACAAAAGAAACAGAGCCCUGGUCAAGAAUCUUCAUAUUGGAUUCUCAGUCUUUGAGGUACCAGAAGAAUUGAAGGCGCAGAGAGGGAAGUUUCCAGCAGAUUUCUUCAGUCGAAACAAACCGGUGGUGCAGACUAAAAACUAUGUCAACGCUCGCGAGGUGAUGGAGCUCGUCUUGUUGGAGCCCGGGGAAUACCUGAUUGUACCGUCAACUUUCAAGCCCAACGAGACCGCUUCCUUCAUCCUGACCAUCCUCUCCAAGGCAGAGGCCCAUAUCCAUGAGACUUCUGGCGGUCAUACAUACGGACCUAACGAAGUCGAAGAGCCCGGGGAUGCUGACGAUAAGAUGAUGUUCUUCUCGCAAAUAUUUAACAAGUCUGAUGAAAUGGAUGCCGAACUGCUUCAGAAGUUCCUCAAUGAUAAAAUCUUGGAAGGUGACUUGAAAACUGGGGGCUUCAGCAUUGAUGCAUGCCGCAGCAUGGUUGUUAUGAUGAGCACAACUACCACCCGAAAACUGAAUUCUGGGGAACUUUAUAGUUUGUGGAAGAAGGUUGUUUCGUACAAGCAACUUUUCCAUCGUAUUGAUGUGUCAGCAAAUGGAACAAUUUCCCUGAAUGAGAUGAGGAAUGCUGCCGAUGCUUUAGGAAUAAGGGUCAGCAAUAACAUGUUGAAAAUCUUGACCUUACGCUAUGGGUCUCCCUCUGGAGGUGUAACAAUGGAGAACUUCAUCACUCUCGCUCUUCGCCUCGUCUGUAUGAAAAAAAUCUUUCAACGUUUUUCUGAUGGAAUGACGCUCACACUUCCUGAAUCUGAGUGGAUGCAAAUUUCAAUGUGCACCUGAAGUUCAAGAUGAAUGACUUGAAAACCAAGGCGCCUGGUGAUUGUUAGCAAAACAAACAAACAAACAAAAAAGAAGGGAAGAAUUUGUUCACAUAAAAAGGUAUAAAAACGAUUGUUUCAUGCUUGCUUUCUGUAUUUGAUGGUGUCGGGUUAAAACCUCCAGUUAUUGUUACAUCUGUACUCAAACGUGUGUAUGACCAUUUUCUCUGUAAUUGUAACUUCUAUUGUAACUGCCUUACUAAAUCCACUACUCGUAAAAUGUAAAACUGUUCUAUCAAUCAUGAGAAUUCCGCAGCAAAUACAAAUCAACAAAAAUGUUUGCCGUUGAGUUCAUGAUCACGGGCCGAAGUCACCAUCAUCCUUUUCGAAGUGCCAAACUGGGAGGCCCUUUGUAUGAAUCAGUACCCACAAAGCAAGUCUGUUGUCAAAAAGGCUUGAUGACACCUGAUAUGUUCUCCUGACUUUGGUGCAGGCAGUGUGAGUCCAUUUCCCACGGACUGCAAAUGUGAUUCCGAAUGAUUGUAUUGAUGUGCCUCGUGAUUGACUAGCAACCAGUUUAAGAUCCAGUUUUCCCACAAAGUCAUUUGGGAUAAGCUCCCGGUCCCAGCAACUGUGAACAGGAUGAUCACAACAGAAAAGGAAUAUCAUAUUGACUGUUGGCUAUUAGACAGUAGCUUAGCUUGCAGAAUGCUUCGUCUUUGUAAUGAUCAAUAAAGAGAAAAACUGAAAGAAAAAA